Molecule: messenger RNA, 8227 nt
Organism: Sinocyclocheilus grahami
Lineage: Eukaryota; Metazoa; Chordata; Actinopteri; Cypriniformes; Cyprinidae
Product: microtubule-associated serine/threonine-protein kinase 1-like
Biological process (GO): cytoskeleton organization; intracellular signal transduction; peptidyl-serine phosphorylation
Molecular function (GO): protein serine/threonine kinase activity; protein binding; magnesium ion binding
Source: RefSeq, a predicted model, not a curated record
AUGACUCCUCCUGAUGGCCUGGCAGAGGCUGUAAACGAUAAAUCAGACAUUUCUCUGCUGUUGAAGGCUGAUGGCAGACGCUGGUCUCUGGCCUCUCUUCCCUCCUCUGGAUAUGGGACCAACACACCCAGCUCAACGUCUUCCAGCUCGUCUCAGGAGCGGCUGCAUCAGUUGCCGUUCCAGCCCACACUGGACGAGCUGCACUUCCUGUCCAAACACUUUGGCAGCACUGAGAGCAUCACUGACGACGACGGCCGGAGAUCACCGCAUGUGCGGCCGCGCUCGCGGAGUCUGAGUCCAGGGCGAUCACCUUCCUGUUACGAUAAUGAGAUUGUUAUGAUGAACCAUGUUUAUAAGGAGCGGUUCCCUAAGGCCACGGCUCAGAUGGAGGAGCGCUUGGCUGAGUUCAUCGAGUCGUACUCACCUGAGAACGUGCUGCCGCUGGCUGAUGGGGUCCUCAGCUUCAUCCACCACCAGAUCGCAGAGCUGUCCCGAAACUGCCUGACCAAAUCUCGAGAAGGCCUCAUCACCACCGUCUACUUCUAUGAGCUGCAGGAAAACCUGGAGAAGCUGCUGCAUGAAGCUUAUGAGCGAUCAGAGAGCUCGGAGCUGACCUUCAUCAUAGAGCUGGUGAAGAAACUCUUCAUCAUCAUCUCCCGCCCUGCCCGACUGCUUGAAUGUCUGGAGUUUAACCCUGAAGAGUUCUACCACCUACUGGAGGCAGCAGAAGACCACGCUAAAGAGGGCCAGCUAAUGAAAGCAGACAUCCCGCGAUACAUCAUCAGCCAGCUCGGCCUGACCAGAGACCCUCUGGAAGAAAUGGUGAAUUUGGAAAGUUAUGACAGCGAGGGACCCCACACGCCGGAGACGGACGACUCUGCUGAAGGGAAGCUCAAAGCCAUCAAACCGCCCUGUGAAUCAGACUUCCAGACUAUCAAACUCAUCAGCAACGGAGCGUAUGGAGCUGUGUAUUUAGUCAGACACAGAGAGACGCGGCAGCGCUUUGCUAUGAAGAAGAUCAACAAACAAAACCUGAUCCUGCGGAACCAGAUCCAGCAGGCGUUCGUGGAGCGGGACAUCCUGACCUUCGCCGAGAACCCCUUUGUGGUCAGCAUGUUCUGCUCUUUUGAGACACGCCGUCACCUGUGCAUGGUUAUGGAGUACGUGGAGGGUGGUGACUGUGCAACCCUGCUGAAAAAUAUCGGAGCCCUUCCUGUGGAAAUGGCCCGGAUGUACUUUGCUGAAACAGUUUUAGCACUGGAGUACAUUCAUAAUUAUGGCAUCGUACACCGAGACCUGAAACCAGACAAUCUGUUGAUCACGUCGAUGGGCCACAUUAAGCUGACGGAUUUUGGCUUGUCAAAGAUGGGGCUCAUGAAUCUCACCACUAACCUGUACGAGGGACACAUCGAGAAGGAUGCCAGGGAGUUCCUGGACAAACAGGUGUGUGGCACGCCGGAGUAUAUCGCCCCGGAGGUCAUUCUCAGGCAGGGCUAUGGGAAACCAGUGGACUGGUGGGCCAUGGGCAUCAUCCUCUACGAAUUCCUAGUGGGCUGUGUGCCGUUCUUCGGAGACACGACUGAAGAGCUCUUUGGUCAGGUGAUCACAGAUGAUAUUGAGUGGCCUGUGGGAGAUGAGGCGCUGCCUAGUGAAGCUCAGAGCCUGAUUUCCGCCCUGCUGCAAACCAACCCACUAGUGCGACUGGGCACAGGUGGAGCAUUUGAAGUGAAGCAGCACUCGUUUUUCUCGGGAUUGGACUGGAAUGGUUUACUCCGACAGAAGGCCGAGUUCAUCCCUCAUCUAGAGUCUGAGGAGGACACCAGCUAUUUCGACACGCGGUCAGAGCGUUAUCGGCACAUCAACUCCUAUGACGAGGACGACACCAACGACGAUGAGCCAGUAGAGAUAAGACAGUUCUCCUCUUGCUCGCCGCGCUUCAGCAAGGUGUAUAGCAGCAUGGAGCACCUGUCCCAGCUGGAGCAGAAGACCCCUGUAGUCACCCGUCGAGAGCACAAAGGUCGCCGCGAUGACAAGAUGGCCAAGCGGGAGAGUCUGGGAAGCUUCACUAUGAGGGACAAGAGCUGGAGGACGGGCUCACCUGAGAUGAAGCGUCUAUCAUGCUCUGAGUCUCUGUAUAUGGAGGGAGACUGCAGUCCUCCGAUGGGCGCCCGGCGCCGUUUUUCAGCCCUGAUGGACACGCACCGGUUUGCCGCUCCUCAAGAGGGCGAUGGAGAGCUCUCCGAAAAACAGGGUGCCGUUAAAGCCCCGGGAUCAUCAUUAGAGGGAGCCAUUGCUCCACCAUUGCCCAGUGCUAAUGAACAGAGGAACGGUGCAAAGGAAGUGAUGUCAGCUAGUAAAGCCCCAGACAAGCCAUUGAGACCAGGUGAGAUAUCAGCACCACAGGCCAUACCAUCUACAGGAGCCAUAGCAGUGAUCGGUAGGGACGUGGUCAUGGGUGACACUGUCGGACAGCGAGCGACCAAGGAUCUGGUGCUUCGGCAAGCACGUCAUCAGCAGCUGUCAAGCGAUGGGGAGAAACGCAGCUCACGUCCCGGCAACAAGGUCAUCAAAUCUGCAUCUGCCACCGCAUUGUCUGUCAUCAUACCUGGAGUUGAGCAGCACGGUAGCUCUCCACUGGCCAGUCCAAUGUCCCCACGCUCUCUCUCGUCCAACCCCUCAUCGCGAGACUCGUCUCCCAGCCGUGAUUACUGCCCUGCAGUAACAGUUCUUCGUUCACCAAUUACCAUCCAUCGCUCUGGCAAAAAAUAUGGGUUCACUCUCCGUGCCAUUCGGGUCUACAUGGGAGACACUGACGUCUUCAGUGUGCACCACAUAGUCUGGCAUGUGGAGGAUGGAGGCCCUGCUCAGGAGGCGGGACUAUGUGCUGGUGACCUCAUCACUCACGUCAAUGGUGAAUCUGUGCAUGGAUUGGUCCAUACCGAGGUGGUAGAGCUUAUACUUAAGAGUGGAAACAAGGUGACUGUGACCACAACACCUUUUGAGAACACGUCCAUAAAAGUGGGACCAGCACGCAAGUCCAGUUACAAGGCCAAGAUGGCUAGACGCAGUAAGAGGACGGUCAAAGAGGGACAGGAAAGUAAGAGGCGUGGGUCUUUGUUCCGCAAAAUAACUAAGCAAAAUAAUAAGCAAUCCAACCUGCUGUCAUCUCUGAACCGAUCCCUGUCAUCCAGCGAUAGUCUUCCUGGCUCUCCGACACACAGCCUGUCCGGUCACUCCCCUACCCAGAGCUACCGCUCAACCCCUGAGUCAUCCUACCUUGGUGCCUCCUCCCAGAGCAGUUCUCCUGCCUCCAGUACCCCAAAUUCCCCCGCAACAACCCAGCAUAUGAGACCCAGCUCCCUGCACGGACUUUCCCCCAAACUACACCGCCAAUACCGUUCAGCCCGCUGCAAGUCAGCGGGCAACAUUCCUUUGUCUCCAUUGGCUCAUACACCAUCCCCAACUCAGUCCUCGCCACCUCCUUUGCCUGGGCACACAGUCGGAAGCUCCAACACCACCCAAACCUUUCCUGCCAAACUACAUUCAUCUCCACCAAUCAUAAGGCCUAGACCCAAGAGUGCCGAGCCACCCAGAUCACCACUACUCAAAAGAGUGCAGUCAGCAGAGAAACUCGGGUCACCGCUUUCAUCUUCAUCCGAGAAGAAAGGUGGGAUCGGGGUGAUGAGGAAACACAGUUUGGAGGUCAUACAUUCGGAUUAUCGUAAGGAUGGUUUCCACUGUGAGCUUGGCCUCCAGAGCUUGGUGGAAAUUGAGGGUGAGAAUCUGGCAUCUGCCCCAACAACUUCUCCUUCACCCACUCAACCGACCCCAUCACUGCCUGUUCUGAAGCCAGUAAGGAAGCUAGGCAGGCAGGAGUCACCUUUGAGUAGAGAUGCUUUGCUUGCUGGAAGAGAAAGGGAUCGAGACAAGGAGAGGAUUGGUGAACCAAGUCAUCCUAGUGAGCCUAAACCAGGGGUGGUCAAAGAAACACUCCCUCCUGGUGGCAUUAUUCCACCUGGAAGUAAGAAAUCUCCAAGUGUUGAAGCAUCUCAGCGGCCUCCUUCCACUCUACAGGAAAGUUGCCUAGCCAAGCCUCAGACUUGGCAGCCUCCAUUGACCAAGUCUUCUCCGGUAGCAUCAGAGUCCACGCCUUGUGUAGGCACCUCCAUUCCAUCACCCCUGACUACAGCAUCUUCCCCAUCUGCCAAAACAACAGAUCCAAGUUUCGUCAAGGAAGCGGGAAAGGAUGACCAAGGAAGUCUUACAAAAGUUGCCCAAAGCCAGGCAAUAGGAACCAGUAAACCUUCAUGCUCUGCAAGUGUAUCAGGUGUUAUCAGCAAAGACUUGUCGGAGAAGGAAAGGGGAAAGGAUACUGGGAAGAAAGAGGUAAAACUAGAUUUUGGGAAGACUUCAGCUUCAGUCAUGCCAAGUAUGCCAUGCAGUGCUCCUGGGAAGACAACAAGCACAGAGGUAACCAAAGCAAGUAAGGGACCAGGUGACGGAGAGGGUCUCAAAAAGAGCGUCUUAGAUUCCCAUACCAGAACUUUAGAUGUCAGGGCGAGGACUGCUCCAUCCAAAGGGAUUGUCCCAUCUCACCCACCCCAGGCGCAGUGCUCUGCUUUGGGAAAACUUAGGCAGGAUAAGGGCUUAGCUCCGGUCAGCUGCUACCGGGGAACAUUGGGUUGGGAGGACAAAUGUCUCUUGGAGGUUGUUGAGGAACACUCUCCAUCCUCCACUCCUUCUCCAACUGGAGUGCCUCCUGAUCUGCCCAAAACUCAACUUCAAUCUCCUGGUGAGAAAUCUGGUUCGGCUGCACAGUUGACAAGCACAGGGAAAUCUAUAGGGCCUGUUAAAGGUGGAACUCAGGAGGGGCCCAAGGCCAAAGAUAUCACCAAAUCGUUAGAGGUCACCCAGGCAUGUGCUCAAGGAAGACCUGAUCCUGCUUCUGAGAGUAGACCAAUUUCCAAAGCAGAUGGUCAGAGUCCUACUAGCACCUCCCCGCAGGUGAAGACUGUCAUUACUCCUAAGAAUGGCUCUUGAUCGUGUGCUAGUUGAAAAAAUAAUUGCCUUUAUUGAGGGUUUAGCGGAAUUCAAUGUUUUUGAGCACUUAGAAAUUUAGGGACAUUCCAGCCAGUGAAAAAAAAAAGACUAAAUCAUAUUACACUGAACAAAGGACAACAACUCCAAGGUUAUUUUACAGGCUGUUAUCUAUUGUACACGCAGAGCUGCAUCAGAAAAAGAGUAUAGAUGUAUUAUAUUAGAAUGCGUGUUGGGUGUUUGUGUGUGCGAGGAGGUGAAUGGGUGCAUGUUUCGUGGUGCUUGUUCAACAAGGUGAAAAAUCGACAAGUGCAAAGUGCUUUAACAGAUCAAACAAUGCUGAAUACUGUGAACACCAAAACAAUGUUCCUACAUUUUCUAAGGUGACCAACCACAUAAUUUCCUUAAACACAAAACCUGAAAAGAAUUUGCUCAAGGUAACAGCUUAUCAAGUUUUUGGCAGAGACAGAAUGUAAUCAAGGACACAUUGCUUCAAUUGCUGUAUUUGUUUUGGCUUAUUACAUGAUUCAGGAGUUUCUAAUCAGGUUUAGCAUAUCCAUUAAUAGAUAGUACAUACUGCCUUAGCCAUAAGGAGAAUGUCGGCACAAAUAGCCUUGUGGGCAGCACGCUGACAUGUAUAGCCAUUGCGCUUCGGGGGUCCUGCGUUUGAAUCCCAGCUCGCGGACCUUUCCCAACCCCCCCCCCCUCUCUCUCCCACUUCCUGUCCUAUCGAAAUAAAAGGCAUAAAAAUGCCAAAAAUAAAGCCAUGAGGAGGAUGCUGGCUAAACCAUAGAUUCAUUCAAAUUCCCUCUUAACCAAAUCUCUCAUCAUACUGAAUUAAGACUGUCGAAACUGUUGACAUUUUGUCGAUUUUGUUGAUCGCUGCCUUCUGGGGUAAAUAUCUUAGGCCCUUUAUGGCAAACUGGUGCAUUCGGUAUCCACUUUUGAAUGGGGAAAGUCUAAAACUUGUUAAAUCAAUACAAUCAACUUUGCUAUUAAUUCUCAAAUCAAACUAACUAAACUAAAAAGACAAUGUUGUUCCUCCAAGACAACCGUUGGUCUUACCAUAGAAGAAGACAGUUCCUUAGUAUGCAUUGGCAAGCAGGCGCCUCUAUGUUUGCAUAAUUGCCAAGAGUAUGUUUCUAGCCUUACAGUGUCUCUGUAAAUAAGUUUACAGGCAAAUUUGAAUCAUACUCACAAGUAGGUCAGUGCUAUCCACAGCUCUUGACACGGGCUGGUGCAUCUUUACUCUCUUCUGUGCUACUGAAUUCUCUUUAAAAGUGAUCGUUGACCUCACUGUGACUCUAGCGCUCAAGUCUCAUGUUCGCUACCUGAAUAAUAGUUCUUCAACCAUGGGGGUUUGCAAUAGUAAGGGGUCAAGGUUUGACUGGUUAGCAUGCCCCGGUUAUCCCCUGCUGGUAGAUGUCAUAACUACACCAUCUGGCUGCAAAGCGAGCAUUGACAGCUAUUUAAAAGUAUCCGUGUAUUGAAAUGAAUGCUAAUGCAUUUUGAAAAUCAGUAAUAUGAGAGAAGUGGUUAAGGUUUUGAACAUCUUUGCAUCUUUGCAGUGGAGAAGUGACUAUUAAAAUGUGAGAUCAUAAACUAAAAACCUUAUGGAUUUAAGUGCUAAAUGCAUAUCAACAAUUUUAGAUGGCAUCCUUCAUGAGCAUCGUCGUAACACAGGUCUUGAUUACAGAGAUUGUUGGAUCAGCACAUUUAAGAUGAUUGUUGGAAAGUGAAGGAGGAUUGUAUGGUAAAUAUAUACUAUAGUUACUCAAGCAUCAGUUAAUGUCACUGUUGUCAUGGCAACUUGGAGCUGGUGUAGCCUGCCGUCUGUUGGCGUUUCUCUGUGUGAUCUGAAUGUUGUUCACUAACAUGCAAUGAAAAUGUCACUAACAUUUGUUCUAAAGUAACUCUGUUUUCACUUAAGCAUAUGCAAAACAAAUGUUUGUAGGGAUGCGACUGAUGCUUUUUUGCAGCGUUUGUUCUUUUGCCAUUUCCAGUGAAACAUCACUAGGAAACGGUUGUGAAGAUGAACAGUGGUUUACUACAGUAACCAUAGUUUAUCUAUGGUAUUAGUAGUAAAACAUAGUAAAGAAAUGGUAUAAAACAGUAAUAAACUAAGUAGUAUAAAUUGUAUUUGUCUCAGUAUUAUCAAUUUCAUAAUUAUGUAAGCAAAUUAAAAAAACGGACUGCAAAGGUUUGUGCUUUCAAAAGACUCACAAAACUGCACAUCUUAGACAUUUUCAGUCAUUUGUCAGAUUUUGACACAUUAUUUUGUGAACAUUUUUUGUUUCAUUUAAAUUUAUUUAUUUAUUAAUUCUGUGUAUAAGCAUAUUGCAUAAAUAUGCAUAUGAGCAUAUCGCUAAAUAUAAUACAAAUAUACAUCAUGAUGACUGAUUUGAAGCGUGGCAGGAAUAGAUGGAGUUAUGCUGCCGUCUGAUGGCUAACAGGAACACUGUCACUAUUUUACACCCUAUAUUGCAAUCAGUGACAAGACCAAGAGUGCUUUAUUUAUUUGUAUUUCAUAGUACCGUACAGAGGUAUUGAUUUACUGUAGCAUGAUGAUGCCUUUGGAUAGUCAUUUAGAUAUCUAUUAUUCCUUCCGUAAAUGUAUUCUGACGCUGUUUAUCUCUCAAGCAGCUCUGUCAUCUGAAAUAUCUUUUGCUGUUUCAUAUCUGGCUCCAGUGUUAGUGAGAUUUUUUUAUAUCUAUUAAAAACAUUUAUUUAUUGUAGUAUACAGAACCAAUAUAUCAGAGAGUUAUUUGGAUGUAUCAGUGAAAUGGAGAAGUGACGACAACAUAUGCACAAAAUAAUGUAAAGAUUUUGGGUGAAUGUGUUAAUGUAUCUGAUGCUAUGUUUGUAACACACCAUUCUCGUCAUAUUCGGCCCUUUCCCGUGCAUGAACUCUCAGUUGUGGUUAAAGGCAACUAACACUUCACUGGCCUGAAUGUUUCCACUUUAUAUCAUGUGACUGUUAUAGCUGAUCGAAUACGAGACUAAUGUUUUAUAAUGUUCACUUAAUCUGUACUGUAAAGCCCUUUGUCUUAUUCGAUUCUGAAUGGUUUGAUUUACACUGCAGUGUGAACUGAAAAACAAGAAUCCACACAUAUUAAAAAUAUGCUGUCCACUCGUAUGUAUCCGAAUAUAUUCUUAUGUGUUUGUGUUUAUGUGGCCAUAUUUGCGAAUA